Emericellopsis atlantica is the source of this 1644-nucleotide messenger RNA. RefSeq lists its product as uncharacterized. The transcript has 7 exons. Bases 1 to 1644 code for a protein of 547 amino acids. Gene Ontology annotation, biological process: regulation of DNA-templated transcription. NCBI's taxonomy places the organism in Eukaryota, Fungi, Ascomycota, Sordariomycetes, Hypocreales, Bionectriaceae. The record is from RefSeq and is a predicted model, not a curated record. Gene Ontology annotation, molecular function: DNA-binding transcription factor activity, RNA polymerase II-specific; zinc ion binding.
AUGCCAUCAAACGAGGAGGAGCGGUCGCGCAAGCGUCCACGUUCCACGCCCGACACAAGGCCCGCGUAUCCUCGGAAGCGCGCUGCCCAGGCUUGUCUCGCUUGUCGACGACGCCGGACCAAGUGUGACAAUGAGCGACCUACCUGCUCCUCGUGCUUAAAUCUGGGCAUUGAAUGCGUGUACCAGGAGGGCGACAAGUCGAGUUUUGACUCGGCGAGCCUGGCCAUUCUUCAACGCUUGGACGCUACCAUCGAGUCAUUGCCGCCCCUGGAUAUCAGCGUUGAGGCUGUUCUUGGGUGGCCAAUGUUUCGACACCUGGCAUCCGCCCACCAAACCCCAUUGAAGACGCUCCUCCAGGCUGGGAGCUCAGAUUCGGACCCGCGGUCGUUGAUAACUUCGGACAUUGAAGCUGAUGACGCAGGGUCACUAUUGCAACAGUUCCUCGACAACUUUCACAUAUACAACCCCGUGUUGGAGAUUUCCCGCGUCAAGGAAUCGGUGAGAUUCACACGGUACAAUGGCCUGGGAUGGGAUUCCAACUCGUGUCUGCUGCUCCUUAUAUAUGCUCUUGGAACCAUAGCGGACCGGUACAGCCAACCUCCAUUCGAGACAUCGGCCGCGUUUCGCCAAUCCGACCAGUUUCUUCGUGGCGAAGCGUUCUUUAUGGCUGCUCAACGACGAAUGGGAACCCUGCUGUGUAAGAGUGGCAUUGUCGAGGCCCAGAUCUUUUUCUUGGCGGGCGUCUACCUGAUGACAACCUUACGGCCAGUCGAGGCGUGGAAGAUGUUUGUUCAGGCGCUGGCAUGUUGCCAGGGCUUCGUGCCCACAGCGCACCGCGACGCAGAAGGCCAACAUGGCGAUGACCCUCGGCAGGCAGAGUCACAGCUCCACAAGAGCAUUUACUGGACUUGUUUCAAGUCGGAGCUGGAACUCCGUUUGGAGCUGAACAUUGCCGAGACCAGCGUUUGGAACCUCCGCUAUCCAGCCUUCUUUCCCGAGCCGCCUGCAAGCCUUCAGUCGCAGAGCGAGGCCGCCUGGUACUUUUACCUGGCAGAGAUUGCACUCCGUCGACUGGAGAAUCGUGUCUUGACGUAUACCUGCCAGGAGCAGCCGAGUGGUCCCCUGCCCGAGAGGAUCAACACCAUCCUGGACUUUGAGCAACAAGCCGAUGGCUGGCUCGAGUCCCUACCCGACACCCUGAAACUCAAAGGAUCGACCGAGACCCCCGGUUCCGCAGACGAGAAGCACGCUGCGCUGCGUUUCAUUCUGAAUGGCCACCUGCUCGACUGUUACGAGAUGAUGUACUGGCCUUUUAUGGUCGAAGCGAUUCACCGGUCCAAGUACGAUGACGACUCCCGCCUCCUCGCCAUCAAAGGCUUCCAGGUCUGCGUGCGGCGCAUAGAGGAAAACGAAGGCGGUUUUCGUCUUCGCCAUCACGGGACGUGGUUGAUGCUACGGUCCUGCACACGAAGUGCGCUGGUCCUUGUCGCCGCGUCGCAAUCUCGUCUCCACUCCAUGUUGCCAUUGGGGUGGGAGGCGUCGGUUGGCAAGGUCAUGCAGAUGCUCGAUUACUGGAAGGAGGAAACCUGGGAUGCCGCCGACCGCUUGGAGAUCCUGGAGACCAUGAUGAGGGUGCCUCCAUAG